AUGCCAAACAGGCUUGUGCAGUUGGGAGGAGGAACCAUUAAACUCAUGUCUAGUUUAAUGGUUUCAGAAGCCAAUCUUCCAAAAACAGCAUUUGCUUUGACUCCAGUGUUCAGAGAAGGAGCAGGCGCUGACAUAUUCUUUAGAGACCCUAUUGUCCUCGACGAGAACCUCUCGGUAGAGUUUUCUUCGCCUUCUUCCUCGAAAUACAAGUCUCUUGAGGACUUGGGCUCACCUGAAGAGGCAGGAAAAAGAUUACUUAGACAGUACUUGACUGAGUUUAUGUCCACUAGACUCGGUGUCAAGCGCGAGUCUAGCAUCCUUACAACUUCCUCCAGAGUUGCAGAUGAUGGUAAACUCUACUACCAAGUCGAGGUGAAUCCAAAACCAAUCAACCUCUCAGGUGAACAUAAAGUCAUACGCAAACAACAAAUUGCUGUGAUGCCGCAAGAUAGAGUGGCUCGUUUGGAAUGGGACAGGCGUUACCUGGCUGUUCUAGGAGCUGAGAACAAUAGACUCUACUCACUGAGACUCCAAACACCUGAGAAAUUUUUCCAGGAUGAGGAAAAAGACCUAAGAAAGACCUAAGAAGAGUUAUGGAUUCGUUCAGAGUCGAGAAGAUUUAGAGAGAGAGAUGUAGCCACUGGUUUACAAACAAUGUUGUUGCUGGUUAUGUUCCUCCUCCCCUUCUAUUUUUUGUAAUCUUAAAAGCAUAAGCCAAGCUUAAGCUAAACGUUUUGUACAUGAUUUACGUUUUCAGAUUCCUUUCUUGAUCAGAGGAAUUUGUAAUCUCAAAUCUAU
This is a messenger RNA of Eruca vesicaria subsp. sativa (arugula), 798 nucleotides long. NCBI's taxonomy places the organism in Eukaryota, Viridiplantae, Streptophyta, Magnoliopsida, Brassicales, Brassicaceae. The record is from the annotation of a GenBank genome assembly.